Molecule: messenger RNA, 652 nt
Organism: Balaenoptera acutorostrata (minke whale)
Lineage: Eukaryota; Metazoa; Chordata; Mammalia; Artiodactyla; Balaenopteridae
Gene: HESX1
Product: HESX homeobox 1
Biological process (GO): forebrain development; regulation of transcription by RNA polymerase II; pituitary gland development
Cellular component (GO): nucleus
Molecular function (GO): RNA polymerase II cis-regulatory region sequence-specific DNA binding; DNA-binding transcription repressor activity, RNA polymerase II-specific
Source: RefSeq, a predicted model, not a curated record
AUGUCUCCCAGCCUUCAGGAAGGUGCUCGGCUCGGGAAAAGCAAACCCUCGCCCUGCUCCUUUUCAAUUGAGAGCAUCUUAGGACUGGACCAGAAGAAAGACUGUGUUCCAUCAAUGAAACCCCACAGGCCCUGGGCAGACACCUGCGGCUCUUCAGGGAAAGAGGUUAACCUAUGUCUAAAUGUCCCGAGUCUUCCUAAUGGGAUCUCAAUUGAAGUGUUGGAAAAUGUCUUUAGAGUAAACUGCUAUCCUGGCAUUGAUAUCAGAGAAGACUUAGCUCGAAAAUUGAACCUAGAGGAAGACAGAAUCCAGAUCUGGUUCCAAAAUCGGCGUGCAAAGCUGAAAAGAUCCAUAGAGAAUCACAGUUUUCUCAUGGCAAAAAAAAACUUCAACACAGAUCUCCUGGAAUAGAUAGAAAACUAAACAUGGGGGAAUUAUCUUCCAAUUGCGGAAUAUAAAGAAUCAAUGGGAAUAUCAAGUGUUAAAAAUGUGAUGUUUUCUUUUCUGUGUUUAAUCUGAGUAUUGUCUUUUUUUUCUGAAAAUAUAUUGUAAAUAAUUACUAUUAUAACAUGGUACCUAUUAUACUUGGGCACUUCUAGUUACAAUAAAGGCCUUUCCUAUAUAUUUUAAUAAACAUUUUCAGAAAAAGCCA